ACAUCGAAGAAGAAGAAGAAUAUUAUAGAAGAAGUGGUGGCAUGCUUGAAGGUUAGCGACACAUUUAACGAAAUACAAUAACAAUUACCAGUCACACACUGAGUAGCAAGUUAUGCAAUUAUCGUGUAGAACAUGGUAAUAUAUCUGCAUUGGAUAUAACAAAGCUACUACACAAGUCGCGGUGAUUCCAGCUAGCUAUGGCCAGUCUGUCGAACUACGCCGUGCGUAUGGCGCGUCUCAGCGCACGUAUCUUUGGGGAUGUGGUGCGUCCCACAGACAACAAGUCCAUGAAGGUGGUCCAGCUGUUCAAGGAGCCACCCAUGGCCCAGAAGAAGGAGGUGUAUGACUGGUACCCCCAACACAAGAUCUACUACGCCCUUACACAGAAGCUACGAUACAUGGGACUCUUCAGAGAUGAGCACGAGGACUUCAAGGAGGAGAUGCGUCGGCUGAGGAAACUGAGAGGCAAGGGCAAACCGAAGAAGGGAGAAGGGAAGAGGGCCACCAAGAAGAAAUAGAUAGUUCCCUGCCCUGUCACAGAGGACCUAUGGGGUGAUCAGAACUGGCCUCGUUUGCUCUGGGACACCAGAGGAAUGGCCUCCCUCACAACGGUAUCAUGUGACCCCACUCCGGAUGUUUAUAUUGACUGGACCUUUUGGAUCAGCCGAUGUGUGUGUAUUUUAAAGAUCCUUCUAAAUCCCAUCACAGAAGAUCCUAUCUGACAAGUUACCAGUCUUUGUGACCACUGUGUGUUUGGUAUGUAAAGCAUCCUGUUCUUUGCUUUACAAGAUGUUUCAUUAUGCUGCAAUUGUAUCCACGUUAGCGGCUUUCCAUUCUUAAUACUAUUUGUACAGUGAAUGGGUGAAGGAGAACUGGAGGGCAUCAGUACAUACAAUUGUGACGCUAGUAUGUUCAUAUUGACUGGGACAAAGCUGGUGAUUUUACAUGUUUUUGAGCAACACAUCACAUCAGGUGUCAUGAAUAAAAUACUGAAAACAAAAUCUG
Coregonus clupeaformis (lake whitefish) is the source of this 1005-nucleotide messenger RNA. RefSeq names its product 28S ribosomal protein S33, mitochondrial. NCBI's taxonomy places the organism in Eukaryota, Metazoa, Chordata, Actinopteri, Salmoniformes, Salmonidae. Bases 198 to 518 code for a protein of 106 amino acids. The record is from RefSeq and is a predicted model, not a curated record. The transcript is spliced from 3 exons. Gene Ontology annotation, cellular component: mitochondrion.